AUGGGUUUCGGCAUCCAGCUGGCGCUGUUACUCUGGAAGAAUUUCACAUACCGGCGCAGGAAGACGUUGCAACUGAUCAUCGAGAUCCUCUGGCCCCUCUUCUUGUUUUUCAUCCUCAUCUCCGUGAGACAAUCCCACCCGCCUUUCGAGCAACACGAAUGUCACUUUCCAAACAAGGCGCUGCCGUCGGCCGGCACUUUGCCAUGGCUUCAGGGAAUCGUCUGCAACAUCAACAACCCCUGCUUCCGAAACCUGACGGUUGGAGAGACUCCCGGCUCGGUGGAUAACUUCAACCGUUCCAUCAUUUCCCGCCUCCUUGCUGAUGUCCAGAAAGUCGUCCAUCGAAUGAGCGACCCAGAAGCGCAAAGGGAUUUCUCCCGGCUCCUGUCCGCCUUGCGUCAGAUAAGCGGAAAUGUUAGCUCGCAAACGGAUUUGCAGGUGAGGGCCUACCUGAAAGAAAACGAGACAUUUUCCCAUUUCCUCCGGAACGACGCAUCCCUGCCACCUGCCGCCGUGGAGGAACUGCUGGGGUCGAAGCUUGACCUGCGGGUGUUCUCCCUCGCCGGAACGCCUUUGAAGGAGAUAGUUUGCAACGCUUCCGCCCUCUCCAAAUUCUUGGCGUCCGAAGACGCGGAGGCGUCCGAGGGUCUCCGGGAAAGCCUGUGCGCUCUGCCGGACGGCACCCUCCGAGCCCUGGAGCGCCGCUUCCUCUCCCAAGUGGACUGGGCCAAAAUUCUCGCGGAGCGCGUGAAUUCUGCUUCGGCUGCUGAGGUCGCAAACACGGUAGAAUCCCUCCGUACUGUUCUUCAAGGGACCUCAUCUUUAGCCAAGGAGAUCUCAUCCGCGACCAGCUUUGUGGAGUUCCGCGAGGCUCUCCGGGUCCUCUCCGGCCGGGACCCAGUGUCUUCCGCCCGGCGGACCUUCGAAGUCUUCUCCCGCCUGGUCUGCGGCCACCCCGAAGGGGGAGGCCUCAAGGUGCCCUCUCUGAACUGGUACGAGGACCACGACGUCAAGACCUUCCUCGGCCGCAACGAAUCGGGGCAAAAGAUCACCUUGGACAACGGCACGAGCCCCUACUGCAAAGAUUUGAUCCGGAACAUAGAGAGUAACCCGUUCUCUCGCAUCUUGUGGAGGGGGGUGAAGCCCCUUUUCGUCGGGAAGAUCUUGUACGCCCCUCCCACGCCAGCCACGCGGAAGGUCAUGGCGGAGGUGAACCGGACUUUCCAGAACCUGGCCGUCUUGCGCGAAGUGAGGGGGGCGUGGGAAGACCUGGGACCCCAGCUGUACACGUUCAUGAACUCGAGUCCGGAAGUGAGAGCUGUUCAGAGCCUGCUGGAGACCCCCGGCGUGGCCCAGUUCCUGGAGCAACAGCUGGGAGGAACAUUUUGGAACGUGUCGGCCUUGAGAGAGUUCCUGUCUCCGGAGACGGACGGCCGAGCCUACACUUGGCGCCAGGCCUAUGGCGAAGUGGACGCGGCAAUCGGCACCUUGUCGCAAUUUAUCGAGUGCAUUUCCCUGAACAAAAUCGAGGCGGUGGACUCGGAGGAGAAGCUGGUUUUGCGGGCCAUGCAGCUGCUGGAGGAACGUCAGUUCUGGGCCGGGGUGGUCUUCCUGCCGCCCGACAACCAGAGCGAUUUCGGCGGGGUCCUGCCCCCCCACGUCCGCUUCAAAAUCCGGAUGGACAUCGACGACGUCACCCGCACCAACAAGAUCAAGGACAGGUUUUGGGACCCGGGGCCAGCAGCCGACCCCUUUGAUGACCUGCGGUAUGUCUGGGGCGGCUUUGCCUACGUGCAAGACCUCGUGGAGCAAGCCGUGGUUCGGGUCCAAGCCGAGGAGCCGUCUCCACAGGGCCGCGUGGGGAUCUACAUCCAACAGAUGCCUUACCCCUGCUACGUCGACGACAUAUUCCUGCGCGUCCUCAACCGCUCCUUGCCGCUGUUUAUGACGCUGGCGUGGAUCUACUCGGUCGCGAUGAUCAUCAAAGGGGUGGUCCACGAGAAGGAAGCCCGCCUGAAGGAGACCAUGAAGAUCAUGGGGCUCAGCAGCGGUACCCUGUGGUUCAGCUGGUUCCUGAGCAGUUUCAUCCCUUUCCUUGCCAGCGCCGCCUUGCUGGUCCUCAUCCUCAAGGUGGGGGACAUCCUGCCCUACAGUGACCCCGCUGUGGUCUUCCUGUUCCUGGCCACUUUCGCCGUGGCGACCAUUUCCCAGUGCUUCCUAAUCAGCACAUUGUUCUCCAGAGCCAACCUGGCGUCGGCUUGCGGCGGGAUCAUCUACUUUUCGUUUUACCUGCCCUACGUCCUCUGCGUGGCUUGGCGAGAGCGGAUCACCUUCCCGUUGCGGCUGUUUGUGAGCCUCUUGUCCCCCGUCGCCUUUGGUUUCGGCUGCGAGUAUUUCUCCCUCUACGAGGAGCAGGGCCUGGGCAUCCAGUGGUACAACUUGAACUCGAGCCCCGUGGAAGGCGACCGCUACACCUUUGCCACGUCGGGCGGGUUGCUGCUCCUGGACGCUGUCCUCUACGGACUGGCCACGUGGUACAUCGAAGGGGUGUUUCCAGGCCAAUAUGGGAUCCCCAAGCCAUGGAAUUUUCCGUUCCAGAAGAGUUACUGGUUCGGAGAGGCCUCGGCCGACGGCUCCCCGCACCCCAUCCCGACAAAUUCUCUCAACUGGGCCGAAGUGAUCGUGGAGGACCCUCCCGCCCAGCUGAAGGUGGGGGUCUCGAUCCGCAACCUGGUGAAGAUCUAUCGCAGCGGCGGGAAGGUUGCCGUGAACGGGCUAAGCCUCGACUUCUACGAGGGCCAGAUCACAUCCUUCCUGGGGCAUAACGGGGCCGGGAAAACGACCACCAUGUCCAUCCUAACUGGUUUGCUGCCCCCCAGUUCUGGCACGGCAUACGUGAUGGGAAGAGAUAUCUGCUCCGACAUGGACGUCAUCCGGAGGACGAUGGGCGUCUGUCCUCAACACAACGUCCUCUUCGACAUACUGACCGUGGAAGAGCAUAUCUGGUUUUACGGCCGCCUGAAGGGCCUCUCUGGAGAGCAAGUCCGGGAGGAGAUGGAACAGAUCAUCCAGGAUGUGGGGCUGCCCCACAAGAGGCGAGAUCAGACCAAGAACCUGUCAGGAGGCAUGCAACGUAAACUGUCUGUGGCCAUCGCCUUCGUGGGGGGCUCCAAGGUGGUGAUUUUGGACGAGCCGACGGCCGGCGUUGACCCCUACUCUCGCCGUGGCAUCUGGGACCUCCUGCUGAAGUACCGUACAGGCCGGACGGUCAUCCUGUCGACGCAUUACAUGGACGAAGCCGACCUCCUGGGCGACCGGGUGGCCAUCAUCUCCCAGGGCCGCCUCUGCUGCUGCGGGUCCUCGCUCUUCCUCAAGACCAAGCUGGGCACGGGGUACUACCUGACGCUGGUGAAGAGGGAGGCGGGCAGGGGGCGCCACCCGGCGGGCGUCAACGGGGUGGCGGCCCCCGCCGGCAAAAAGGCGGACAGCGACUCGGAAAGAAGUUGCGACACCGGCCUGGGCAGCGAACAGAACAGCGAGGGCACAGAUGUGCCCCAGCUGACGGCCGUGAUCCAAAAAAUGGUCCCGGGGGCCCGUCUGGCGGAGGACAUCUGCCAGGAACUCCUCUACGUCCUGCCGUACAGCGGGGCCAAAGACGGAGCUUUCGGGGAGCUGUUCCGGGAGCUGGACGCCCGCCUGGCGGAGCUGGGGAUCUCCGGGUACGGGAUUUCCGACACCAGCCUGGAAGAGAUCUUCUUGAAGGUGGCAGAAGACACCAAUGUCGACGUCGCAGGAGACGCGGAGGCAGCCCCUGCCGACCUCAGGACGUCCAUGCCGGCCUCUGGUUACACCCUGCGGACGUUGAGCGAGGAUUCGGAAGUGGCAGACGCCGAGCCCGCGGAAGAAGCCAAGGAGACGGACCUCUUGAGGGGCGUGGGGGUCCAGCCCUCCUACCAGCUGGCGGGCUGGGCGCUGGUGCGGCAACAGCUCCGCGCCCUCUUCACCAAACGCCUUCUGUACGCCCGCCGGAGCACCAGGGGAUUUCUUGCGCAAAUUGUGCUUCCUGCGGUCUUCGUCUGCAUCGCCCUCCUCUUCAGCCUCAUCGUACCUCCUUUCGGCAAGUAUCCCCCUCUGCGCCUCGAACCCUGGAUGUACGGACCUCAGUAUACCUUCAUCAGUGACGACUCCCUGGGAGAUACUGGAUCCUCCCGGCUCCUCGAAUCUCUUCUCCGUGAACCAGGCUUUGGGACCAAGUGCGUGAGGGACCCCCCAGAGCUGAAGGCUCGGUGCCCGUCGGUGGCCCCCCACGAACGAGGCUUCGUGACCCCGGAAGUGUCGCCGGAGCUGGCUUCGUUUUUCGAGAACGGCAACUGGACUUCGGACGACCCAUCCCCGGGCUGCGUGUGCAGCUCCCGGGAGUCCCGGAAGAUGCUCCCAGAUUGCCCCGAAGCGGCCGGGGGGCUCCCUCCUCCUCAGAUGCAGAGGAACACGGGGGACGUUCUCCAGAACCUCACCGGGAGGAACAUCUCCGAUUACCUAGUGAAGACCUACCCGAAAAUCAUCCGCCAAGGGUUACGAACCAAAAAAUGGGUCAACGAACAACGGUACGGCGGAUUCUCUCUGGGUGGCCGCACUUCCCAGGCCCUGCCGACGUCAUCAGAGGUGGCCGCUGUCGCAAGAGAGAUUCGCGAGCGACUCACCGUCGCCGAGGGGGGCCCCCUCGACAGACUUCUGAAUAACCUCAGUGGGUUUGUUGAAGGACUGCGAACACGUCAGAACGUGAAGGUGUGGUUCAACAACAAGGGCUGGCACGCCAUGGUGUCUUUCGUCAACGUGGCGAACAACGGUCUCCUGAGGGCGAGCCUACCUGCCGGGGCCGACCCCUCGCGUUACGGCAUCACGGCCAUCAACCACCCCCUCAACUUGACCAAAGAGCAGCUCUCGGAGGCGGCCCUGAUGGCCACGUCGGUGGACGUGCUGGUCUCCAUCUGCGUGAUGUUCGCCAUGUCCUUCGUCCCGGCCAGCUUCGUCCUCUUCCUCAUCGAGGAGCGCGUCAGCAAAGCCAAACACCUCCAGAUCGUCAGCGGGAUGAAGCCCGGGGUCUACUGGCUGGGCAACUUCGCCUGGGAUAUGUGUAACUACCUUGUUCCGGCUCUCCUGGUGGUGCUGAUUUUCCUCUGUUUCCAGCAAAAAUCGUACGUCUCCUUGGCCAACCUGCCGGCUCUGAUCCUCCUGCUCCUCCUCUACGGCUGGUCCAUCACCCCCCUGAUGUACCCAGCCUCUUUCCUCUUCAGUGUCCCCAGCACAGCCUACGUGGUCCUGACGUGCGUCAAUCUCUUCAUUGGCAUCAACGGGAGCGUGGCCACCUUCGUCCUCGAGCUCUUCACCGACAAGAACUUGAACGACAUCAACGUGGUCCUUAAAAAAGUCUUCCUCAUCUUUCCGCACUUCUGCCUGGGCCGCGGGCUGAUCGAUAUGGUGAAGAACCAGGCGAUGGCGGACGCCUUCGAGCGCUUCGGUGACCAAAAAUUCAUCUCUCCUCUAAGCUGGGACUUAGCAGGGAAGAACAUCUUCGCCAUGGCUGUGGAAGGAGCCGUUUUCUUUGCCUUCACUCUCCUGGUGCAGUACAAAUUCUUCUUCACCCUCCGGCCCUCCCCGGUCAAGGAGUCCCCGCUGGGAGAAGAGGACGAGGACGUCGCCAAGGAACGGAAGAGGGUCACCGGCGGGGUCCCGGCCGGGGACAUCCUUGUACUGCAGCAGCUAACAAAGGUCUACCGGGGGACCAAGAAGCCAGCGGUGGAUCGCCUGUGCGUGGGGAUCCCUCCGGGGGAAUGUUUCGGUCUCCUGGGGGUCAACGGCGCUGGGAAAACGUCGACUUUCAAAAUGCUAACGGGAGACUCGGAGGUGACGUCGGGGAGGGCGUUCCUGAAAGGCUACAGCGUGCUCACUGACCUCCAAGCCGUCCACCAGAACAUGGGCUAUUGCCCUCAAUUUGACGCCAUCAACGACCUGCUAACCGGACGCGAACAUCUCGUCUUCUACUCUCGCCUGCGCGGGGUCCCGGAGACCGAAAUUCCCGGGGUGGUCAAAUGGGGGCUGUCGACGCUCGGCCUGGCGGCCUACGCGGACAGGCCCGCCGGACGGUACAGCGGCGGCAACAAACGCAAGCUAUCCACGGCCAUCGCGCUCAUCGGAGCGCCGCCGGUCAUCUUUCUGGACGAGCCGACGACGGGGAUGGACCCUCGGGCCAAACGCUUCCUUUGGAACUGUAUCCUUGGCGUGAUAAGGGAUGGCCGGUCGGUGGUCCUCACGUCCCACAGCAUGGAGGAGUGUGAGGCUCUUUGCACCAGGAUGGCCAUCAUGGUGAACGGCCGUUUCCGAUGCCUGGGGAGUGUGCAGCAUCUGAAGAACAAGUUCGGAGACGGCUACACCAUCGUCCUCCGGGUCUCCGGCGCCGACCUGGGCCCCGUGGAGAAAUUCGUCCGGGACUCUUUCCCUGGAAUCCUCUUGAAGGAGAAGCACCAUUGCACCCUUCAGUAUCAGCUGCCUUCUCGCAGCUGCUCCCUGGCCAAGAUCUUCGGCAUCCUCUCGGCUCACCGGGCCACCUACCACAUCGAAGACUACUCCGUCUCGCAAACGACCCUCGACCAGGUGUUCGUCCACUUCGCCAAAGACCAAAGCGACGCGGAUUGCUCCCCCGUGGACCACCCCAUGCCCCCAAGCCGCUGGAGAAGAAUCCUUGGUUUCCUGGACGACAAGAACGUGGAAGAAACCCGGGUCUGAGAGGCGCGAUCCGAACUCGGGACCUCGUAUUUAGG
Messenger RNA from Lacerta agilis (Sand lizard), 6818 nucleotides. RefSeq names its product ATP binding cassette subfamily A member 7 (gene ABCA7). Bases 1 to 6783 code for a protein of 2260 amino acids. Gene Ontology annotation, cellular component: membrane; intracellular membrane-bounded organelle. The record is from RefSeq and is a predicted model, not a curated record. Gene Ontology annotation, biological process: transmembrane transport; lipid transport. NCBI's taxonomy places the organism in Eukaryota, Metazoa, Chordata, Lepidosauria, Squamata, Lacertidae. The transcript is spliced from 49 exons. Gene Ontology annotation, molecular function: ABC-type transporter activity; ATP hydrolysis activity; lipid carrier activity.